Messenger RNA from Branchiostoma belcheri (Belcher's lancelet), 1653 nucleotides. RefSeq names its product motor neuron and pancreas homeobox protein 1-like. Gene Ontology annotation, molecular function: DNA binding; DNA-binding transcription factor activity, RNA polymerase II-specific. Lineage: Eukaryota; Metazoa; Chordata; Leptocardii; Amphioxiformes; Branchiostomatidae. The coding region runs from base 108 to 1001 and encodes 297 amino acids. The transcript has 3 exons. Gene Ontology annotation, biological process: regulation of DNA-templated transcription. The record is from RefSeq and is a predicted model, not a curated record.
AAAGUCCACUGCCUAGCCGCUGUGUUGUGAGAUCUCUUCAUUCAAAACCAGUCAGGACCAACGAAGACACCACGUUUUUCUCCUGGUGGAUAGAGGGGUGUCUCAACAUGAUGACAGAAAGCAUCAAGUCUUUUCGUAUUGACGACCUCCUAGCGUCGGACCGGCGCAAGCUGCAGCGAGCUUCGGGGCUAGGCGUGUGGAGUCCCCGGCAGAGAAGCCCGACCGCCUCGGAGCCAAGUCCACGGGGCGGUCCGGACACCCCGCCCGUCUCACCCUUAGCCGAGGAGAGUUCUAAGAUGUCGCCGCCGUCCAGCUUCGUCCCGAGACCGGGUCUGCUUCACCUGCACCCGUCAGCCGGCCUACCCCUGCACCCACACCCCGCCUACAGCCAGCACCACUUCCCGUUAACGGCUAACGGGGCGCACCACUUCGGCUUCUCGGGCUUCCACCCGCAUCACCCCGACCAUCUCAAAACAGCCAUGCCGUUCGAGUGGGUCCGAGCUGCGGGGAUGAUCAUGCCCAGAAUGGAUUACGGAGUGCACCCGUCGCAGGCCAGCCCGCUGUGUAAGACCCGCCGGCCCCGCACGGCCUUCACCAGUCAGCAGCUACUGGAGCUGGAGAAGUACUUCAAGGAAAACAAGUACCUGUCCCGGCCCAAGCGGUUCGAGGUGGCGACAGCACUGAUGCUCACAGAAACACAGGUCAAAAUAUGGUUCCAAAAUCGCAGGAUGAAGUGGAAGAGAAGCAAGAAGGCCAAAGAUGAAGUAGCUCAAGAUAAAUCCACGAGCGGGAGCGCGAAGGCCACCGAUUCCUCCAAAAUGGCGGACCCCAAAGACAAUUUCAACAUGGCGGAUCUUAGUGACCCGGAUGAAGACUACAGCGAGCAUGCGCAGGAGGAGAUAGACGUAACGGACAGUAUUGAUGGUUCAUCAGACAACGAAGAAUCAACGAAGUCAUUGCAGAUAUCCUUACAGACGAAAUCUGACGUAACGUCAAGAUGAUUUGAUAAAUUACAUGCCAUAACUUCUCUAGAAUCCAGUACCUUCUGUAGUUAAUUAUUGUAAUCUAUAGAAAAUUUGAUGUAUGCCACUUAAUGGUGAAUCGAAAACGCCUUUUUGGUGCUCUAUGUUAUUAGAGAUGUGUACAGACGUGUAAUAUAUUUUCUUUGUGGUUUACCCUAAGGAAAAGAAAUACAGAACACACAAAAUGAUCAUGAUGUAAUCUCAACUACGUAAGCAUCCCCAUCAAUUGAUUUCUUUGAUUUUUAAAGUUUAUUUGACUUAACAAUUGGAGGGAGAGAAAGAAGGAGAUACAAAUUACUUCUUCAGGUUGUUUUCCCAUGGUUGUCUUCCUCGAUUCACCACAAUGUACGGUUAGCUGAUUCCUAAAGAUGCGUUGUUGGGUACACUUGAAGAAGUCAUUUUAUUGCACAUACAUAUACAUAUGUUAUACGUAGGUGUUUCUGUCUCCUUGUGUUAAAAUUUGUUAUCGCGUAUUUUGUGAUAGAAGGGCCCAUUGUGUGCAGUGCAGAUAAGAGUAUAUACCAAUGGUAUUUCAAGUGUAUUUAUUGUUUGCAGAUAUGUGUGUGAUAGACACUAACGUGAUAUGAUGCCAGGUGCACCACAAUAAAAUCAAUAUCUCAUAAGCUCUCCG